AUGAGCGUCGACAAGUCGCCGCUGUUUGAGGCCAUCGACAAAAAUGACACCGACCGCGCGUUGGAGUUGCUCAAUGAGCAAUCGGCUUCGGAGCGGGACCCGAAUAAAAUGAGUGUGCUCUCGGCGGCCGCCUACAGAGGGAAUCUGAAAGUGGCGGAGAAGGCUCUCGAAUUUGGAUGCGAUGUGAACGACAAGGAGCACGAAAUGGGAUACACACCGUUGAUGUUCGCCGCGCUUUCGGGAAAUCCGGACAUGUGCAAAUAUUUAAUGGACGCCGGCGCCAAAAUGUAUUUGGUGAAUUCGAUCGGCAAAACCGCGUCCGAACUCGCCGCGUUCAUCGGCAACCACAAAUGUGUGGCGAUCAUCAACAAUCACAUAACGAUUGAUGUCAUCGAUAAUAUAUUAAGGCCAAAAAUAAAUGGUGUCGAAGUGGAGAAUUAUCCGGAUGAGCUAGCCAAAUUUAUACAUUCGUUGUGCGCUUCGCACGAAGUCCAUCCGGUUAAAAUAAUAUUCCGCUUCAAUGAAUAUCCGGACUCGUUGAAAUAUAAGAAAAAGAUCCUCUAUGUCAUCGAUCGGAUAUUCGAACGCCAACUUCGUUGCAAAGAGGGCAACGAGGUGAUGUCGCUGAAAUUGUGGAUUAUUCUGUUUUUCAUGCGCGAAACGAUGAAAUUCGCCGAAACCCAUUCGGAUUCGGACAACGCGGCGCAGCAAUACGCGAAAAUUCUGCUGAAAUGGGAGAACGGCGACGAAAUUCGAAAACCGCUCGACAUUUUGCUACGCAAUUCGGUCGCCGCAUUUCCAUAUAAGCACUCACUAGUUUAUGACACAUUGAACAAAGCAUUGUCGAAAUCGAAACCGGGAACUCGACCAUCGGCCUAUGAAUAUAUUGUGCAGAGCCUAUUCGGACAGCGAAUCGUCGCCGUGUGCAAGUUCUGCUCGGUGUGCGGAGCCGUCGACGCGAAGAAGCGCUGCCCGGAGUGCAAGUUGAGCUACUGCUCGAAACACUGUCAGAAGUUCGAUUGGACAAUUCACAAGCCAAUUUGCAAAUACCUCAAAUCCAUAUAUGGUGUCGAAAUGUCGAAUGAUCAAGGCGAAAUGUCGCUCGACGAGAUUCAAGCCCAAAUCCAAAAUAUUGAUGUCUAA
This is a messenger RNA of Caenorhabditis bovis, 1143 nucleotides long. The record is from the annotation of a GenBank genome assembly. NCBI's taxonomy places the organism in Eukaryota, Metazoa, Nematoda, Chromadorea, Rhabditida, Rhabditidae.